AUGCAGUAUCCCCUGGUAGCAGCGCUAUGUGCCCUCUCCACCGUGGUUGAAGCCGUCAGCUUGUCCGUGACGACGGGCUGCAACAUCUACACUGGGCUUGCGCUGCCUAACGGUAUCAGCUACUGGCUGGGGGUUCGCUACGCUGCACCACCGAUUGGCGAUUUGAGAUUCAUGCCGCCACAGGAUCCGCCUUGCAACAAUGAAGUCCAACUAGCAACUGAGCAUGGGAAGGUCUGCUUGGCCACCAACAGCCCACUGAGUGAGACGACCAACUCCGAGGAUUGCCUCUUUCUUGACAUCUACGCACCGAGCAACGCAACAAGUAGUUCGAAAUUCCCUGUAUUUUUCUUCAUCCAAGGUGGAGGCUUCAACGUCAACGGCAACCCAAACUUAAACGGCGCAGGCCUGAUUGCCGCAAGUGGCUACUCCAUGGUCGUCGUAACACUGAAUUACCGAGUGGGACCAUACGGCUUCCUCACAGACGGCCAUCUGAUCACCGCUAACAACGGCCUUCGUGACCAAAUCAAGGCUCUAGAAUGGGUACAUGAGCACAUAUCUCAGUUCGGCGGCAACCCCGACCACGUGGUGUUGGGAGGCAGCUCGGCAGGAGCAGCCAGCAUCAGCCUCCUCCUCGCCAAGACUGGCCGAGACAGGAGCAGCCUCUUCCACGCAGCUGCAGCCGAGUCAAUCUCGUUCGCUCCGGUGCGGACGGUAGAGCAAUCACAGUACCAAUACGAAAACCUCGCCAUCCGUCUUGGCUGCGUCGGUUCGGCCCAAGACUCGCUGGAUUGCCUGCGGAGCAAGCCCAUAGCGGAGUUCCAGGCUGCUAACAUCGGGAUUCCAUACCCUGGUGCAUCGUCAGCACCGCUGUACAUGUAUAACCCCACCAUCGACGGCGAUUUGAUAAUCGACUACACUUACAACGUGUACGCCAAGGGUAACUUCAUGAGGGUUCCGAUCUUGUCCGGGGAUGACACUAACGGCGGGACGGUAUUCGUGCCCUCCAAGACCUCGACGCUCGGCGAGAGCGACGCGUUCCUCAAGAAUCAGUUUCCUAAGCUGACACUGGAGCAAAUCGGAAAGAUCAACGAGCUUUUCCCCAACCCCAAUCAGACUUGCCCCAACCUGGGGUGCUACUGGCGACAGGCGUCCAACGCGUACGGAGAGUUGCGGUAUAUGUGCCCGAACCUGUACGUCGCCUCCGCAUUUGCCAAGUAUGGCACUGGUCGUACUUUCAACUAUAGGUAUAACGUGGAGGAUCCGAAGCUCCUCGCCCAGGGGUACGGCGUCCCGCACACGACCGAGAUCAACCCCUUGUUUGGGCCUGAAAACAUCCAGGGAGAUCCUCCGACUAGCUACUAUUCCAACGGCACGAAUGCCAUGGUCGUGCCGGUGAUCCAGUCCUACUGGACUAGUUUUAUCAGGACAUUCGACCCCAACAAACACCGAUAUCCCGGCACCGCCAUCUGGGAACCAUAUACCAGGGAGGGGCAGCUUAGGAUGCUGUUUGAGACUGGUGGCAGAACAGUGAUGGAAAGUGUCGAGAAUGGAUUGAGGAGUCGGUGUGAAUACCUGACAGGAAUCGGGCUGGAUAUACAACAGUAA
Pseudomassariella vexata is the source of this 1605-nucleotide messenger RNA. Its product is annotated as Alpha/Beta hydrolase protein. NCBI's taxonomy places the organism in Eukaryota, Fungi, Ascomycota, Sordariomycetes, Amphisphaeriales, Pseudomassariaceae. The coding region runs from base 1 to 1605 and encodes 534 amino acids. The record is from RefSeq and is a predicted model, not a curated record. The transcript is spliced from 2 exons.